UGGAUGCGGAUAGAUACUUGUUACAUAUGGGCUAUAUAUGGCCGGCUGGAACUGGGGGUGGAGCCCCAACGAUGAAUCCGCCGCUGGUUCGUGGCUUUAGGCUAUCUACCUUGGGUAUAAUUAGAGGAGUUGAAACCUUCCAAUAUCAAUUUUGUAAGAGUUGAGUUUAGAGAAAAGUUAAGGUUUCAGGUGUUUAUGUUGUUGUGUUUUGUAAACAUGAAUAAAAGUAAUAAAGAGAGAUCCUGGAUUUUUAUUUUCCUAGGUGCAGUUUUCUAACCGGCGGAACAUCGGCAGUCAAACCGACGACUCCACGGCGGUCAGAACGGUUGCGGCGACAGGCGACGAUAGCAAUAUCGGACGGUUAGAUCGAAGCUACUACAUCGGUCAGACCGGCGUAUCUAUUCCGGUCAAACCGAUCUCCAUCAAAACAAAGCGCCGCACCCCUGCGUGCGAGACGGCGUCGCGUCGCUCGCCACGACGGACAUGCAGCACCUGCACGGCGACGUGCUCGAGUCGGCGGUGGAGCGCGUGCCGGCGCCCGAUCUCGCCGCCGCGGCGCUGGUGUCACGGGAGUGGCUCCGCGCGGUGCGCGCCGCGCUGCGACGGCGCAUGCUGCGGCUGCCGUGGCUCGUCGUCCACGUGAUCCAUCUCCGGGGCCAGCGGCGCCUCGCCGCGGCUUACGACCCGCGCUCCGGGGCGUGGCUCGCCGUGCCCACGGCGCCACCGGCGCGCCACGGCGCGACGUCGCCGCCGCAGCCGCACUCGCACGUCCGCCUGAUGCGGGGCGCGAGCGGGGACCGCGUCUGCGCGCUCUCGCUCUCCGGGCUCGCCGUGGCGCGGGACGCUCUCGGGAUGGACGACGACGCGCUCGUCGUCGCGCUCAAGGCCCCCGGCGUGUGGCGCGUCGAUCCGGUGCUCGCCGCGGUGGGUGACCGCGUGGUCGCCAUGGGCGGCGCGUGCCGGCUGGCGCUGGGUGACGGGGAGGACACCUCGGCCGUCGAGGUCCACGAGCGCGGCGGCUGGACGCACUGCGGCGCGGUGCCGACCGCGCUCCGGGAGUCCGCGGCGGCGGCAGCGACGUGGCUCUCGACGGCGGCGACGGAUCAGAGAGUGUACGUCGCGGACAGAGCCACGGGGACGGCGAGCUGGUUCGACCCGGCGAAGCAGCAGUGGGGACCCACCUCCCGCCUCCGCCCUGACGCCACCGUCUCCACAUGGGGCCUCGCCGCCGGCCGCGCCGGCGCCGAGAAGAUCAUCCUGUUCGGAGUGAAGCAUGCAGACAGCCGAGUCGUCAUCCGAUCAUGGGAGGUGGACGGCGACAGCCUCUCCCUGUCCCAUGGCGCGGCGGCGGCGCACGACACGAUGCCGAGCGAGAUGUCCGAGAGGCUGUUCCCGCACGGCGACGACGGCGAGGAGGAGACGUCGUCGCCGUCGAUCGGGGUGUGCGGCAACACCGCCGGUGGGUACGUGUACAAUGCGGCCGUGCCGGCGACGGGCGCCGUCCUCUACGAGCUCCGGCGGGGCGGGGUGGAGGGCGGCGGCGUGGAGCGGUGGGCGUGGGUUGCGUGCGCGCCGGUGGUGGCCGAAGCGGAGGCGUUGGGACGCGUCAUCCUCGCGUGUUCGCCGGUGGGGCUGCACGAGCUUGCGGACGAACGGCUUGCACACUGAACUAAUAAUGGCUAUCGUGACAUGUUGUCGAUAGCCAGUUGAGCUUGUAAUAAGCAUAUAGGGCUGUUACACUCUGAAAAAUAAGUUUGGAUACUCCCACCGGUUUUAUAAUAAUUCUCGUUGUUUUGGACAAUAAUAACACGGCAUAUUCACUA
This is a messenger RNA of Oryza sativa Japonica Group (Japanese rice), 1823 nucleotides long. Its product is annotated as F-box/kelch-repeat protein At1g23390. Gene Ontology annotation, molecular function: protein binding. Lineage: Eukaryota; Viridiplantae; Streptophyta; Magnoliopsida; Poales; Poaceae. The record is from RefSeq and is a predicted model, not a curated record.